AACUAAAACUUCCGUUAGAUACCAUUGAUUCCUUUUCCGGUGUGUGUCGUAUAAAUAAGUUCUUCAACAUGGGUAAAAGAAAUAAUAUGAUUCCUAAUGGACAUUUUCAUAAAGAUUGGCAAAGAUUUGUCAAAACAUGGUUCAAUCAACCUGCCAGAAAAUAUCGUCGUAAACAAAAUCGUGUAAAAAAAGCUCGUACUGUCGCACCAAGACCUGUAAAGCUUUUAAGACCUGUUGUUCAUUGUCCAACAUUCCGUUAUCAUACAAAAGUUAGGGCAGGUAAAGGUUUUACAUUAGAAGAAUUGAAAGCUAGUGGUUUAAAUAAAAGAUUUGCUAGGACUAUUGGAAUUGCAGUAGAUCCUAGAAGACGUAAUAAAUCAGUUGAAUCUUUGCAAACAAAUGCUCAAAGAUUGAAAGAAUAUAAGUCAAAAUUGAUUCUCUUCCCAUUAAAUGAAAAGAAACCUAAAAAGGGUGAUGCUAGUGAGGAAGAGAUGAAACUUGCUACUCAAGUUAAAGGAGAAAUCAUGCCAGUACGACACCAAGCACCAGCUAAAGCUAAAGCACGUGUCAUUUCUGAAGAAGAAAGAAAAUUCUCUGCAUAUGUAACUCUCCGUAAAGCUAGAGCUGAUGCUAGAUUAGUAGGAAUUCGUGCGAAACGUGUAAAAGAUGCAGCAGAAAAUCCAGAUGAUGUUACCAAAGUUGGUAAAGAUAAAAAGGCUAAGAAAUAAUAUAAUAAAUUUAUAUUAUAAAAAAUUAAAUAUAAUAAUUAUAAAAAAUAAAUUGUUUAACAAAAAAUAAA
Apis laboriosa (Himalayan honeybee) is the source of this 799-nucleotide messenger RNA. RefSeq names its product 60S ribosomal protein L13 (gene RpL13). The record is from RefSeq and is a predicted model, not a curated record. Lineage: Eukaryota; Metazoa; Arthropoda; Insecta; Hymenoptera; Apidae. The transcript has 4 exons. Gene Ontology annotation, cellular component: ribosome; cytosolic large ribosomal subunit. Bases 69 to 728 code for a protein of 219 amino acids. Gene Ontology annotation, molecular function: RNA binding; structural constituent of ribosome. Gene Ontology annotation, biological process: translation.